AUGGAUAUUUAUACCGAAUCGAGUUUAAAAACAUGCAAGAAAGUAUGUGAACUUUGUGAUGGAGAACAAAUCGGAUCAUUUGUGGCAGUGGACUAUGUACUGUUUGCAGGGGUUCUGGUAGUUUCAGCACUUAUUGGAGUUUUCUACAUGGUCCAAGAAGCACGUGCAGCGAAACAAGCCACAGCCGAUGAUGUUCUGAUGGGCGGAAGGGAUAUAGGAAUCUUUCCUAUAGCUAUGUCCUUGAUGGCUAGUUUUAUGUCUGCUAUAACAGUGUUGGGAACACCUACCGAAAUGUACAAUAACAACACAAGUUACUGGAUUGCUGGAAACGCUAUUAUCAUCACAACGAUACUGACCAAUCACGUGUUUCUUCCCUUUUUCCAUAAGCUAAGCCUAACCAGUGCAUAUGAAUACUUGGAGAAGAGAUUUAACGUAGUUGUACGAGUAUGUGCAUCAUUGAUCUUUAUGAUGAAUAUGCUCCUGUAUAUGGGAGUAGUUUUGUAUGCACCUGCCUUGGCAUUGAAUCAAGUUACUGGUCUGAGUUUGUCGCUGUCAAUUGUCUGUAUAGGCCUGGUGUGUACAUUCUACACGGCACUGGGUGGACUAAGAGCUGUUGUAUGGACCGACACAUUUCAAACAUUUGUCGUCAUGGCCGGACUUAUCGCCAUUAUUGUAGUAGGGUCACGUGAGGUCGGUGGCUUGGAUAGAGUCUGGCAAAUAGCUGAGCAUGGUGGCAGAAUACAUUUCAUUGACUGGAGUGCCGACCCUACCGUUCGUCACUCCUUCUGGGCACUUGUCAUUGGUUCUAUUGUUGGUCAGCUGACGAUUUACGCAGCCAAUCAGACAAUGAUUCAGCGAUAUUUGGCGAUCAAAGAAAUAACAAACUCUAAAAGAGCACUGUAUGUAAGUCUCCCAUUGACUUUGAUCCUGUCCACGGUGGUGUGUCUGGUAGGAAUUGUCAUAUAUGCUACUUAUCAUGAUUGCGAUCCGAAAAUCCUGAACCUCGUCAAAGCCAGAGACCAGUUGCUACCAUUCUUGGUUAUGGAUAAGCUUACAUUCUUACCUGGUCUACCCGGAUUGUUUGUGGCCAGUCUUUUCAGUGCCUCUCUCAGUUCUAUCUCAUCUGGACUGAAUGCCCUUGCCAUUGUUAUAUUAGAAGAUAUACUAAAGAUAUACUGGCGGCAUAACGGGGGAGAACCAUUACCAGUUGUCCAGGGACGUAUUGCUAAAGUGUUGGGAUUUAUAUGUGGAGGAAUGGUGAUUGGCAUUGCGUUUCUCUCCCAGUUUCUCGGACAAACUGUUCUUCAGAUUAUGCUUAGUAUAUUCGGCAUGGUGGGAGGUCCUCUGCUAGGAUUGUUUCUCAACGGGAUUUUUCUACCCUGGGUAAAUUCGGCGGGAGCGUUUUGUGGACUUGUCUGCAGUGCUGUAUUGACAUUCUGGGUGGGUGUCGGAGGUUCUGUAAUAUUACCAAUACCUCCGAUAAAGAAAGUUUCAGCGUCUAUAUGUCAACACUUCCAGCGAAACUGUACGUCAUCAGCUGAUAAUCAGAACACAGCAACACUUUACAGUACCAUGACACCUAUUUCAACAAUAUAUUACAACACUUCGACAGAGAUACCUACAGCAGCUACACCAAAUGGACAGGAUUUGUGGAUUUACCAUAUCUCCUACUUAUGGUAUGCCUUAUUCGCCGUGUUGAUAUCUCUCUUCGUUGGAACUGUCGUUACACUUCUGUCAAAUUUCUGCACUGAUUUGAACCGUCCUGAAGACUUGGACAAAGAAUUGGUACAUCCAGUUUCUGACAGAGUAUGCUGUUACCCUGCUUUAUCAUGUCAAAAGGUUAAUCGUCUGACGAAACCACCUUCACAGUUUUACGAAUCCUCAUCGAAAAAGACCGAGGCAUACACAUAUGACGGACCGUAUACUGUUACAAACGGAGAUCUCGAACUUCAGCCAAACGUACAAAUGACACAAACACGAUAUAGGGACACAUCACGUCAGACUCAUGAAGCCCCUGGCUAUCACGAAAACGGUCUGAUGCCUGACAACGAUGACGAUCUAACAAAGUUGUAA
Molecule: messenger RNA, 2073 nt
Organism: Ylistrum balloti
Lineage: Eukaryota; Metazoa; Mollusca; Bivalvia; Pectinida; Pectinidae
Product: sodium-coupled monocarboxylate transporter 1-like
Exons: 15
Coding region: 1-2073 (690 amino acids)
Biological process (GO): transmembrane transport; sodium ion transport
Cellular component (GO): membrane
Molecular function (GO): symporter activity
Source: RefSeq, a predicted model, not a curated record